GUAUUUAAUAAACAAAUGGCUUUACCAGUAAUAGUGUGCGCUUGUACUUUCAAAUCCAAAGGAUCAGUGAAAGUUCACCUGAUCCAGAAAGCACUGCUUUUCCCUGCUGAACGCCCAGACUUGCUGCCAACACCUUCCGUGCGGUGCAGCGGUGCCUGGGAGUCUGGGGAACAGCGCAAGCAUCCUCAUCGUCACUGCCCGGCUCACGCCGGAGCACCUGUGCACCUCAGCGCUUCGCUCGGGCAUCGUACGAGCCCAGCACAAGCGGGACAGGAAAAUGCAGAGGAAGAUCUCAGCCGCAGGGCGAGGGAGGCCGGGCGGAGCGGUGGCGGCCGGCAGGUGGGAGCGGGCUGCGGCCGCAGCCGAGACCUGGGGAGAAGUUUCUGCGGGGCGGGGGUGCUGCAGCAGCUCUGCCCGCAGAAGCGGCGGGGCCGGAGCCGCCCCCGGCGGCCGCAGCAAGGCACGGAGGGGGAUGUAGUCCGCGGGGCUGCCUACACUUCCCAAGGUGCCGCCGUGCCGAGCCGUGCCGUGCCGUGCCGAGCCGAGCCGCGGCGGGACUGCGGGUGCCGGCACCUGGCGGCGGGGGCGGAGCGGCGCGGCCCCGCUGCGCGGCGGGCGGGUCGGAGCCGCCCGCGGAGCGGGGACGGGCGGCGGCAGCGGCGGCAGCGCCUCCUGCGCGCCAUGAGCACCGGCACAGUUUCACAACCACAGGCUGUACAUAGCCAGUUGGAAAAGCCAUCCAGUACUGCAAUUCUCUGCAAUACCUGUGGAAAACCAUGCAAAGGAGAAGUUUUGAGAGUUCAGAGCAAAUAUUUCCAUAUUAAAUGCUUUGUUUGCAAAGCUUGUGGAUGUGACCUGGCUCAAGGAGGAUUUUUUGUGAGACAGGGAGACUACAUCUGUACUUUGGACUACCAGAGACUCUAUGGCACACGAUGCUUCAGUUGUGAUGAAUUCAUUGAGGGAGAAGUGGUCUCAGCACUGGGCAAAACCUAUCACCCAGACUGUUUUGUGUGUGCUGUUUGCAGGUUGCCUUUCCCUGCGGGUGACCGGGUAACUUUUAAUGGGAAGGAAUGCAUCUGCCAGAAAUGCUCCCUGCCCCCUUCCAGCAGCACUGGCUCCUUCCCUGUACAGAACCUGCGAAAUUGUGGGGGCUGUGGUUCAGAAAUAAAAAAUGGUCAGUCCUUGGUCGCCUUGGACAAGCACUGGCAUUUGGGCUGUUUUAAGUGCAAUACAUGUGGCAAGCUACUGAAUGCAGAGUAUAUCAGCAAGGAUGGGGUUCCCUACUGCGAAACAGACUACCACGCCAAGUUUGGUAUCAGGUGCGACAACUGUGAAAAGUACAUCACAGGAAGAGUGCUCGAGGCAGGAGAAAAGCAUUAUCACCCAACCUGCGCACGAUGUGUCAGGUGCAAUCAGAUGUUUGCAGAAGGAGAAGAAAUGUAUCUUCAAGGAACAUCCAUUUGGCAUCCACUUUGUAGACAGGCUGCAAAGGCUGAAGAAAAAAACAAGGAAACUAGGACUUCCUCUGAGAGUAUUAUUUCUGUACCUGCAUCAAGUACAUCAGGUUCCCCAAGCCGUGUGAUCUAUGCAAAGCUUGGAGAUGAAAUUCUUGACUACAGGGACUUGGCUGCUCUUCCUAAAAAUAAAGCCAUCUAUAACAUUGACCGCCCAGAUAUGAUCUCCUAUUCUCCAUAUAUCAGUUACUCUUCAGAUGACAGGCAUAGUUACGGGGAGUCACCUCAGUUGCUCUCUCCAACACCUACUGAGGGUGACCAAGAUGACAGAUCUUUCAAGCAGUACAGGACAUCAAGUCCUAGCUCUGCUGGCUCCCUGGGCUAUGGUCGGUACACCCCCACCUCCCAUUCUCCUCAGCAUUACAGCAGACCAGCUGGUACUCACAGUCUUGGUACCAGUAGCUGCAUCUCCCUGCCCCAACACCCAAGCCUUACAUCUACAUUCAGACAUCAUUACAUCCCUUUCUUCAAAGGCAGUGAAAGUGGUCGGAGCACUCCAAGCUUAUCCAUGUACUCUGACAGCAAAUCUUCACCUUCUGUCUAUCAGCAGGCUCCUAGGCAUUUCCAUAUUCCAGACACUGGCGUAAAAGAUAACAUCUAUAGGAAACCUCCUAUCUACAAACAGCAUGCAGCAAGAAGAUCAGAAGGGGAGGAUGGAAGCUUGGAUCAGGACAGUAAGAAGCUGAAGACCAGCUGGCUGAUCCUGAAAGGGGAUAUGGACACCAGAACCAACUCCCCGGACUCGGAGACGCGCUCGCUGUCCCUCGCUGCCGGGGCGCAGGAGGCCACGGCCGCCCAGUACCCCCGAUUUCCAUAUUCUAAGUCUGCUUCUCUACCUGGCUAUGGAAAGAAUGGCUUACAUCAGCCUGAAAAUAUGGGCCAAUAUGAAACGGACCAGGAUGCAAGCUGGGGGAUGAAAGAAUACAAGGUAAGAAGGGCUUUUCCACCACUGGAAGAACAAUCAGAUUCAGCACUUCCUAGCAAGAUUUAUCCUUAUGAAACACUUAUUGUAACAAACCGAGUUCGUGUGAAAUUGCCAAAGGAUGUGGACAGGACCAGGCUGGAGAGGCAUUUAUCCCCUGAAGAGUUCCAGGAAGUCUUCAAAAUGAGUAUUGAGGAAUUUGAUCGUCUGGCACUUUGGAAGCGGAAUGACCUGAAGAAAAAGGCCCUGCUUUUCUAAACCCUCCCGGAUAAAAUAUGUGCUUAAUCAAAACAAAAAUAGUCUUGCCAGAACUAUCACAUGCACUUGCUGUUGAACCAUUGUCCAGCUUCAUUGUGUUAGUAUGUGUCGGGGAAACAAGACAGAUUAGAUGGUAAUGUGUUGGGAUACCGAGAAUUUGCUAAUCUUGCAUUUCCAGCUGGUUUUGUCAGUAACUCCUGGUCCUACCCAGUUUACAAUGUGCAAAAAAUCUAGCUUUAAAUUUAUUGUUGCUUGCAUUUGUUGCUUGAUGCAAAUGGAAAUUCUGAAAGGAAGAGAAAAAAGUGUAGCUGUACACAGGAAAUGCAUCCAACAUUUUGUUCCAUUCAGUUUUAUAAUGCAAUUUUUACUAAAUCAAGUAAGUAAUUUUCCAGCGGGGGAUCAGAUGCUAUUAAAAUUAUGGUAAAAGCCAAAGAAAAGCAUAUCCGCAAGCAGUUAUUGCAGUUGUUUAUCUGUGGUACUUUUUAAGAAUGAAAGCAGAAAUAUGGAAGCACCUUAAUUCUACUUCUUAUAUUUAAACACAGUGUACUCUUUAAAAGAUCAUAUUUGUCUAGAAGGUAACUAGCUAUCUUUAAUUACAACACCAGAGUUUUUAUUUUAUUAAGAAUAUAUUGUGACAUAAAACAAUUAUAAUUACUAAAAUGUAUACAGACCUACUAAGAUUUAGUUCCAUUCAUCAGGAAAACUGAAGCCUUAUACAAAACUGGUUGAAGAGUGUAUUGUGCCAGUUGACUGUGUUUUCCUACUAGCUUGGGGUGUUUGAAGAAUGUUUUUUUUACAUUUCAUGCUGAUAAAAUACCAUGUAAUCUUAAUUACUAUGUAGAUAGAUAUAUCUAUCUAUAAAAGAAUUAUUUUCAUUAAUAUAUGUCCUGAGUGAAGGCAUUCUUACUUUCUCAACUUUCCAGCUUUAUACAGUAAGCCCUGAGAACUGUGAUGGCAUUUGGUGGAUGUGGAAAUGGAACAGUUCAGCAUAAAAUGUAACAAAAAAAGCUUGGUGUGCUCUAUCAAUAAUACAGACAAUUAGAAUCAAAUCCAUGAAACCCUCAUGCAUUACUAUUUGCAUGUUUCUGUACAAGUCAAUUUGAAAAAAACCAAACUAUGUGAUACUGGUGCAGUACCUUGAAACUAUCUUAAAUAACAAGCAAAGCUAACAAAAUCUAAGCAUUUGAUAUAAGUGUUAGACCUUAAUAUCUCUUCCAGCUGAAAGACUGUAUUAAAUUUAAUAGUUUCAUUUGGUCAGAGGUAUGGUUGCUGACAAAGAAUGUUUUAAAGUGAGUUGUUAGUUUUUUGUGAUACUAAAUGAGCAUUACAAAAAGUACAUUUUUCAGCCAUGUGUCAGUAUUCUGCAUUUUUACUGCCUUGGAUGUUUGUACUCACCUCCUACUUCACUAUGUCUUUUUGCAUUUCCUUAAGGUAACUGGUUAAUAUAUGCACUACAACACACUAUUUCAACUGACCCAGCAUUGGAAAAAUCAUAGCAUUGAACAUGCCUUCUUCCAACUAACUUUCAAAGUCCAUGCUGUUGGAAAUAAAUAUUUUCUCAUUACCUAAAUGUUUUGUCUGAUGAUAAAAAUGUUUAAAAAAAUUCAUUAAAACAAAGACAUAACUGAA
Messenger RNA from Taeniopygia guttata (zebra finch), 4323 nucleotides. It is a transcript of the gene ABLIM2, whose product is annotated as actin binding LIM protein family member 2. Gene Ontology annotation, biological process: cytoskeleton organization; lamellipodium assembly. The record is from RefSeq and is a predicted model, not a curated record. Lineage: Eukaryota; Metazoa; Chordata; Aves; Passeriformes; Estrildidae. Gene Ontology annotation, molecular function: actin filament binding. Gene Ontology annotation, cellular component: actin cytoskeleton.